GCCCUCCCCUCGGGGGAGUCACGUAGCUUUGCGGCAUCCGCAGCCUCAUUUACAGGAGCCUGAGCUUCAGGCGCAGCUGUUGUGGAUUUGAAUCCGCGCCCUUCCUGUGGCUGACGCCGCUAACUCGCUGCGCACCUUGCUGCACACAGAGCUGUCACCAUGCCCCACUCAUUCCCAGCCCUUUCUGCUGAGCAGAAAAAGGAGUUGUCUGACAUUGCGCUCAGGAUUGUGGCCCCAGGCAAAGGCAUUCUGGCUGCCGAUGAGUCUGUAGGCAGCAUGGCCAAGCGGCUGAGCCAAAUUGGUGUGGAGAACACAGAGGAAAACCGCAGGUUGUACCGCCAGGUCCUGUUCAGUGCUGAUGACCGUGUGAAGAAGUGCAUUGGCGGGGUCAUCUUCUUCCAUGAGACGCUCUACCAGAAAGACGAUAAUGGCGUUCCCUUCGUUCGUACCAUUCAGGAUAAAGGCAUUGUCGUGGGGAUCAAGGUUGACAAGGGCGUAGUGCCUCUAGCAGGGACUGACGGAGAAACCACCACUCAAGGGCUGGAUGGGCUCUCGGAACGCUGUGCCCAAUACAAGAAGGAUGGUGCUGACUUUGCCAAGUGGCGUUGCGUGCUGAAAAUCAGUGAGCGCACACCCUCAGCACUUGCCAUUCUAGAGAAUGCCAACGUGCUGGCCCGCUACGCCAGCAUCUGCCAACAGAAUGGCAUUGUGCCUAUUGUGGAGCCUGAAAUCCUGCCAGAUGGAGACCACGACCUCAAACGUUGUCAGUAUGUUACCGAGAAGGUCUUGGCUGCUGUGUACAAGGCCCUGAGUGACCAUCACGUGUACCUGGAGGGGACCUUGCUCAAGCCCAACAUGGUGACCCCUGGCCAUGCCUGUCCCAUUAAAUAUAGCCCAGAGGAGAUCGCCAUGGCAACUGUCACUGCCCUGCGUCGCACUGUGCCCCCAGCUGUCCCAGGAGUGACUUUCCUAUCUGGGGGUCAGAGUGAAGAGGAGGCAUCACUCAACCUCAAUGCUAUCAACCGCUGCCCCCUUCCUCGGCCCUGGGCCCUCACCUUUUCCUAUGGGCGUGCCCUUCAGGCCUCUGCCCUCAAUGCCUGGAGAGGGCAACAAGACAAUGCUGGGGCUGCCACUGAGGAGUUCAUCAAGCGGGCUGAGGUGAAUGGGCUUGCAGCCCAGGGCAAGUAUGAAGGCAGCGGAGAAGACGGGGGAGCAGCAGCACAGUCCCUCUAUAUUGCAAACCACGCCUACUGAGUAUGCAUUCCACACUACAGCCCUUGGUCUGGCCAUCUGCACCCUAUUUUGCCUAUAGUUACGGCUAGGACCGAAUAGCCAUGCAGAGCAGAGAUGCCUCCAUCCAGCACUGAGUCAUCUUCCUUUUCUUGUCCUCCCCUCCCCCCUCCCACUGCUGCACCCGGGACCAUUGGAUGGGAAGAUAGGACGCCCCUUGUGACUGAAGACAGGAGAAGUUGCUAGAAAUCAGAGCAGGAUGCCUGGGUUUCCCCCUGCCUCCUUCAGCCCCCACAAUUUCCUCAUGAUGUGGUAGCUUCUCCUUGGGCUUUCCUUCCCUGCCCUGCUUCCUCGGAUCAGAAAGUAAGACACCAGAUGUGACUCAUGCCUUGGGUACAUACCACAAAGCAAAUAAAUGGUAGCAAACCAUG
Mustela lutreola (European mink) is the source of this 1661-nucleotide messenger RNA. It is a transcript of the gene ALDOC, whose product is annotated as aldolase, fructose-bisphosphate C. Gene Ontology annotation, molecular function: fructose-bisphosphate aldolase activity. Lineage: Eukaryota; Metazoa; Chordata; Mammalia; Carnivora; Mustelidae. Gene Ontology annotation, cellular component: cytosol. The transcript is spliced from 9 exons. The record is from RefSeq and is a predicted model, not a curated record. Gene Ontology annotation, biological process: glycolytic process; fructose 1,6-bisphosphate metabolic process. Bases 160 to 1254 code for a protein of 364 amino acids.